UUGCCUUCCAUCUCCGUUACGUGGUAGGAGAUGCGGAGCCAUACUUCUUGGAUUUUUUUUUUUCGUUUUCCAAGAGAGGUAACCCUAAUUCCAAUUCUAUCCUAUCCCUAACCCUAAUGCCAAAGAAUCCAAAAAAAGUUUCCUGACAUCGCCACCCAUUAUACGAAAUCGACGAACGCGAUGUGGACGCGAUUGAGGGAGGAUUAAAUUGAGGUCUUGGGUUUGGAAGGAGAGGGGUAAGGAGAUGGACGGGUGGAAGUGCUUUUGCUGGAGCAGAGGAAUUACCUCCGACGUCGGCCCCCGCGAGCCGGAGCCCUUCUCCCUCCCCUCGCCCAUCCCCCAGUGGCCCAAAGGUGAAGGCUUUGCUCAGGGAAAAAUAUGUAUAGGAGAAUUGGAAGUUGUAGAGAUUACCAAAUUCCAGAGCAUUUGGAGCUGCAUUUCAUUAGAGGAUAAGGGCAAAGGAGCCACAUUUUUCAAACCCGUAGGGUUACCAGAUGGCUUUUUCAGCCUUGGCCAUUAUGCCCAAACAGAUGAUCAACCUUUGCAUGGUUUUGUUCUUGCAGCAAGAGAAUCUUUUGCUUGUAAUGUGACAGAUCUACCAGCUCUCCAGAAACCCAUAGACUACAUGCUCGUAUGGAGUUCAAAUAUAUGGAAUGAAGAUAAUUGUUAUGGAUGUGGCUGUUUCUGGCUUCCGAGCCCUCCAGAAUACUAUAAAGCUGUGGGUUUUGUGGUCACUAAAGAACCCCAAAAGCCCUCACUCGAUGAAGUCAAGUGUGUUCGAGCUGAUCUUACAGAUGAAUGCGAGACUCAUGGUUUAAUACUUCAUACAGAGUCGAUGAAUUCAGAGGUUCCUUUCCGAGUAUGGAGCACACGACCUUCUGAUCGGGGGAUGGGGGGAAAAGGUGUUUCUGUAGGAACAUUCUUCUGCAGUGCUGCAAGGAGCUCUGGCUAUCGGCCAAACAUUUUUUGCUUGAAGAAUGCCAAUUUCUCUCUACAUGCAAUGCCAAAUUUGGAGCAGAUCCAUGCACUUAUCAAGCAUUAUGGCCCCACUGUUUUCUUCCAUCCAACAGAGAUUUAUUUGCCUUCAUCAGUUUCCUGGUUUUUCAAAAAUGGGGCUACUCUUUAUAAGAGAGGGGAGUCAGUUGGAGAAGCUAUUGAUGCCAAUGGUUCAAAUCUCCCUAGUGGAGGGGGAAAUGAUGGAGAGUAUUGGAUAGAUUUACCGGAUGAUAAUAGGAAUAGUUAUGUCAAGCAUGGAAACCUAGAAUGUGCACAGCUUUAUGCUCAUGUCAAGGCAGCUCUCGGAGGAACCUUUACAGAUAUUGCAAUGUGGGUGUUUUGCCCCUUCAAUGGCCCUGCCACCAUCAAGAUUGGGCCAGUAAAUAUUUCUCUUGACAAGAUUGGACAACAUGUUGGAGAUUGGGAGCACUUCACGCUUCGAAUAAGCAAUUUUACAGGUGAGCUUUGGACUAUAUAUUACUCUCAGCACAGUGGUGGGGAGUGGGUUGAUACCCCAAGCUUGGAGUUCAUUCAUGGUAACAAAGCAGUUGUAUACUCAUCAAAGAGUGGGCAUGCUAGUUUCCCACACCCUGGGAACUACCUACAAGGGUCCCAAACACUUGGGAUAGGUGUGAGGAAUGAUGCUGCCCGAAGCAAGCUUGUUUUGGAUUCUAGUGUCAAGUACCAUAUUAUUGCAGCAGAGUAUCUUGGAAAUGUAGUGUUGGAACCACCUUGGUUGCAGUACAUGAGAGAGUGGGGUCCAACUAUCAUUUAUAAUUCAAGAUCAGAGUUGGAGAAGAUACUUGGUUACUUGCCCUUGAAUCUCAGGUUUUCAGUGGAGAACAUUUUUGAUAAGCUUCCAACGGAGUUAUACGGGGAGGAAGGACCGACGGGUCCUAAGGAAAAGAACAAUUGGGAAGGAGAUGAAAGAGGCUAGCUUCGCGAUUGUCUAUCUAGGUGUGGCUGUUAUAUCAGUUUUGUAUAUUACAUGGAGCAGAAACUUUGGAGUAUUUGUUCCAUUUUCUCCAGCUGUUUUCUUCAGAUUUGGAGAUGUUGUGACAGAGCCAUCUCUGUGGCAUUAAUUGAAAGUUGUUUGGGAUACUUAACAUCCAAAGAUCAGAACUCGCUAGUCAGCAUCAGGUUCUAGGUUGUGCAUAUAUUUGAUGUAUUUCUAGUUCAGCUGUAUCAUGAAGGAUAGACCAGGCCACAUCGAUGCAACAAAAGGGCUAUGUUCCCAAUUCUGUGUGAUUUUUCUUUGGAUUCAUGUAACACCACUUCCAGCUCUUUUUUAGGCUCAUGUGUGAUACACCUAAAAGAGUGUGAAGGCAGUUGAGAUCUUAGUCCUGUAAGAACAUAAAUGUACUACAACAUUUAAUGCUGCAGUUUAUUAGUAGCAUGUAUAAUCUGAUAAAAUAAGUGUCAUUCUCUCAGCAAAAA
Phoenix dactylifera (date palm) is the source of this 2433-nucleotide messenger RNA. RefSeq lists its product as hypothetical. NCBI's taxonomy places the organism in Eukaryota, Viridiplantae, Streptophyta, Magnoliopsida, Arecales, Arecaceae. The record is from RefSeq and is a predicted model, not a curated record.